AUGCCGCUUGGAUAUCAGCCUCCAAAAUUCCAGCAGUUUGACGGAAAGGGCAAUCCAAAACAGCACGUUGCUCACUUCGUCGAAACAUGUGAGAAUGCAGGAUCAAGAGGAGAUCAACUAGUCAGACAAUUUGUUCGAAGCUUGAAAGGAAAUGCUUUUGAAUGGUAUACUGAUCUGGAGCCAGAAAGCAUUGAGAGUUGGGAACAACUAGAAAAGGAGUUUCUCAAUCGCUUCUACAGCACCAGGCGUACUGUAAGCAUGAUGGAGCUUACAAAUACGAAACAAAGAAAGGGAGAACCAGUCAUCGACUACAUCAAUAGAUGGAGAGCUCUAAGUCUUGACUGUAAAGAUCGGCUCACCGAACUGUCGGCUGUAGAAAUGUGCACCCAAGGCAUGCACUGGGGACUCCUCUACAUUUUGCAGGGAAUAAAGCCCCGCACAUUUGAAGAACUGGCAACUCGAGCUCAUGAUAUGGAGUUGAGCAUCGCCAGUAGAGGAACUAAAGAUUUUCUUGUUCCUGAAGUAAAGAAAGAUAAGAAAGAGAUGAAAGGUGCUGAAAAGAUAGUGAAAAGCACCGCGAAAGAAUCUAUGGUCGUAAACACAACCCCGCUGAAAUUCUCCAAAGGAAAGGAAGCGAGGGUUGAAAAGAAGGAUGAUGGAAGCGAAAGGCGACGUCUGACUUUAAAAGAAAGGCAGGAAAAAGUUUACCCAUUUCCUGAUUCAGAUAUCGCUGACAUGCUAGAGCAACUACUAGAGAAGCAGCUGAUCCAGCUGCCAGAAUGUAAACGACCUGAGCAAGCAGGAAAGGUAGAUGAUCCCAAUUACUGCAAGUAUCAUCGGGUCAUCAGUCAUCCAGUAGAGAAAUGCUUCGUGCUGAAGGAGCUAAUUCUAAGGUUGGCUCGUGAGAAAAGGAUUGAGCUAGAUUUGGAGGAAGUAGCUCAAACAAACCACGCUGAAGUGACGAUAAUGUCUGAGGCUUCUUCGUCGAGAUUGAUUUUUGAGCAAAGGAAAAGCUUGGUCCAGUUCGGGACCUUUGAGCCUAUAGUUGUCCAAUUCUUUCAGGAAAUCUCAUACGAGGAUCCUCAAGGAGAGAAAAGACCAAUCGAAGAAGACGAUGAAGGGUGGAUAGUGGAUGAAGACCCAGAAGUCGUUGCGUGUCAUGCUAUCAACACAACGGAGGAAGAAAUAAUCCCUCCAAGAUCACUAGAAGGAGAGGGAGUAUCAAAAGACCUUUCAAGGUUUAAUGUAGAGGAUCUAUUAUCACUUCCUCAAGAGACCAAAACCAUCCUUAUUGAUGCAUUGCUAAAUUCAAGAGCAUCAAGUUCGAGUACUCCGACUAUGACAUAUGAGAGUGGUUCUUAUUGUAUGUCUAUAGACUUCUCAGAUGAGGAUUUGUUGUUGGGAUCUAAACUUCAUAAUAGACCUUUGUAUGUUUCUGGAUACGUUCGAGAACAGAGAGUCGAUCGAAUCCUCAUUGAUAAUGGCUCAGCUGUCAACAUAAUGCCAAAGUCGACUAUGUGGCAAUUAGGCAUCUUGAUGGACGAGCUCUCAAAUAGCAAGCUAGUAAUUCAAGGUUUUAACCAAGGUAGCCAAAGAGCAAUAGGCAUGAUACGGUUAGAACUCAUAAUUGGCGACCUAAAGGCCAGUGCAUUGUUUCAUGUCAUAGACUCAAGGACUACUUACAAGUUGUUACUAGGGCGUCCUUGGAUUCAUGGAAACGGAGUAGUAACUUCAACACUGCAUCAGUGCUUCAAAUUUUAUCAGGACGGUGUAAAGAAGGUUGAAGCCGACUCUAAUCCAUUCUCAGAAGCUGAGUCUCACUUCGCAGAUAACCACAUGAAAGUGCGAGAACCUUUAACUCUGGAAAGGGUGAACAUACACUCGCAGCACAAAGGGUAUGAUCUUGAAGAUGAAAAUGCUGCAAACACACCAGUUUUGCGUUAUGUCCCUCUGUCAAGGCGCAAGAAAGGCGAAUCACCAUUCAUGGAGUCUCCAAAAGAUAGCGAAGCAGAGGUAAAGGUAGAUCUGGUGGAAGCAAACUUGCCCCAAAGGCGAACGAAAGACGGAUUCGACCCCAAGGCUUACAAAUUGAUGGCGAAAGCAGGUUAUGACUUCACAGCUCACACCGAGUUUAAAAGCUUGGAAAUUCAUGACCGACCUGAGCUCUCCUCAACUCAAAAGAAGCUUCUACGGGAAGGACAUUCUAUACCCGUGUCGAGAAAAGGACUCGGAUACAAGUCGCCAGAACCGAUCCGUAUAACUAAAAAGGGGAAGGAAAAAGUGGUUGACAUCAAUCAUAUAACUAUAGAGGAGGAUGACAAUACUGACGUAAAAGAAGGUGAUAAUCAGAGAAUCUCAGUAUUUGAUCGAAUUAGACCAUCUGUUGCACGUCCCGUAGUAUUUGAAAGGCUAAGCAUGACAGAGGCAGAAAGAGAAAGGCUCCACACCCGUGCUCCGAUUUUUAAUCAUCUCGGGGAUAAAGGAUCACACGACAACAUUGAUUCCAACAUAGAUACAAAGAAGAAGGAACCAAUGUCUCGUGUGAAAGUUUGGCGUCGAAUUAAGCAUACAGAUGUCGAUAAUUAUCGUAGUAAGAAGUUUCCUUGCGAGACAAAGGAAAAUGGAGAAAUUCAUAGCAACGUUCCUUCUCGCAUGAAAAGAAAAACUUUUGUUACUCUCAAUACAAGUCAAGGUUCGUUAAAGGUAAAAAGACAUGAUGUUAUACUAACGAAUCCUGAAAAAGAAGGGUCGGAACAAGGGGAAUGUGAAACUUCAUGUCAUCACAUCACCAUUAUUGAGGAAUCAGAGACUGGAACUCAUGAAGAAGACGCAGAAAAUGCCCCACAAAGUUUAGAGGAUGGUGGCCAAUCUACUGUAGACGAGCUAAAAGAGGUGAACCUUGGUACAAUAGAGGAACCACGUCCGACUUUCAUUAGUGCGUCCCUCUCUAACGAAGAGGUGGAUAAAUAUAUGAGUUUGCUCACCGAAUACAGGGACAUCUUUGCGUGGUCGUACAAGGAGAUGCCAGGACUUGACCCAAAAGUAGCAGUCCAUCAUCUUGCAAUUAAACCUGGAUAUCGACCGAUUAAACAAGCACAACGACGUUUUCGACCGGAGCUUAUCCCUCAAAUCGAGGUGGAAGUCAACAAGUUGAUCGAAGCAGGAUUCAUUCGCGAGGUCAAAUAUCCAACGUGGAUAGCAAACAUUGUCCCUGUUAGAAAAAAAAAUGGACAACUUCGCGUUUGUGUAGACUUUCGCGAUCUGAAUAAUGCAUGCCCUAAAGAUGAUUUUCCCUUGCCCAUCACCGAAAUCAUGGUUGAUGCAACUACUGGACACGAGGCGUUGUCGUUUAUGGAUGGGUCGUCUGGAUAUAAUCAAAUACGGAUGGCCCUCUCAGAUGAAGAAAUGACAGCUUUCAGAACUCCAAAGGGAAUAUACUGUUACAAGGUGAUGCCCUUUGGAUUGAAAAAUGCCGGCGCUACUUAUCAACGUGCCAUGCAGAAAGUGUUUGAUGAUAUGUUGCACAGGUAUGUUGAAUGUUAUGUUGAUGAUCUUGUAGUCAAAACAAAGAGACGACAAGACCAUUUGAAGGAUCUAAAAGUCGUGUUUGAUCGCUUGCGAAAAUAUCAGCUAAGGAUGAACCCUCUCAAGUGUGCGUUUGGUGUAACUUCAGGAAAAUUUCUUGGCUUCAUUGUAAGGCAUCGAGGGAUCGAAAUAGACCAGUCCAAGAUUGAUGCCAUUCAGAAGAUGUCAAGACCUAAAAGUUUGCAUGACCUAAGAAGUCUCCAAGGACGACUGGCUUACAUCCGAAGGUUCAUCUCUAACUUGGCCGGUCGGUGUCAACCUUUUCAAAAGUUGAUGAGAAAAGGAGAAAAUUUUGUGUGGGAUGAAGCUUGUCAGAACGCUUUUGAUAGCAUAAAGAAAUACUUGCUUACUCCCCCAGUGCUGGGAGCUCCAGUACCUGACAAACCACUAAUAUUGUACAUUGCUGCACAAGAAAGGUCCUUAGGAGCAUUACUGGCACAAGAAGAGGUAAAGGGAAAGGAGCGUUCUCUCUACUAUCUAAGCAGAACAUUAAUUGGGGCUGAAGUUAACUAUUCUCCUAUCGAAAAGAUGUGUCUUGCACUUUUCUUUGCCAUUGAUAAGUUGAGGCAUUAUAUGCAGGCCUUCACGGUUCAUCUAGUGGCAAAAGCAGACCCUAUAAAGUAUGUUCUAUCCAGGCCAAUCAUCGCUGGACGCUUAGCCAAAUGGGCGGUUCUACUCCAACAAUAUGACAUUGUCUAUAUUCCCCAAAAGGCGAUAAAAGGACAAGCGCUAGCAGACUUUUUAGCAGACCACCCAAUUCCUUCGGAUUGGAAGUUAUGUGAUGACCUACCAGACGAUGAGGUUUUCUUCACAGAAGUUAUGGAACCUUGGACUAUGUACUUCGAUGGUGCAGCUCGAAGAAGUGGUGCGGGGGCAGGCAUUGUCCUCAUUUCUCCUGAGAAGCAUAUGUUGCCUUAUAGCUUUGCACUUUCCGAAUUGUGUUCAAACAAUGUGGCUGAAUAUCAGGCUUUGAUAAUUGGCCUUCAAAUAGCAUUAGAAAUCGGAGUGUCAUUCAUAGAGGUCUAUGGUGAUUCAAAAUUGAUAAUCAAUCAACUCUCGCUUCAAUAUGACGUGAAACAUGAAGACUUGAAGCCAUAUUUUGCUUAUGCUCGACAAUUGAUGGAAAAGUUUGAUAAUGUGAUGUUAGAACAUGUCCCUAGAGUAGAAAAUAAGAGAGCGGAUGCAUUGGCAAAUUUAGCCACGGCCUUGACCAUGCCAGAUGAUGUAACUCUGAACAUACCACUUUGUCAACGAUGGAUUAUACCCCCAGUUAGGCCUGAAUGUCAGGAAGUGAACAUGGCAACAUCCUAUUUGAUUGAUGAAGAAGAUUGGCGUCAACCCAUCAUAGAGUAUCUUGAACAUGGAAAGCUUCCAAAGGAUUCUCGUCAUAAAAUUGAGAUACGAAGAAGGGCAGCACACUUCAUUUAUUACAAGGGAACUUUAUAUCGCCGUUCUCUUGAAGGGCUCUUCCUUCGAUGUCUCGGAAAGGAAGAUUCGGUAAAAGCUCUAAAGGAAGUACAUGCAGGUGUUUGUGGAGCACAUCAAUCGGGACCAAAGCUUCAAUUCCAGCUAAGAAGAAUGGGCUACUACUGGCCUAAGAUGAUCCAAGAUUCAAUAGACUAUGUGAAGAAGUGUGAGCCUUGUCAAUACCAUGCAAACUUCAUACACCAACCUCCAGAACCUCUUCAUCCAACUGUGGCUUCUUGGCCUUUUGAGGCUUGGGGACUCGAUCUGGUUGGCCCAUUACACAAAAUCAUCAGCAGGACAUUCCUUAUAUCCUAG
Molecule: messenger RNA, 5367 nt
Organism: Cucumis sativus (cucumber)
Lineage: Eukaryota; Viridiplantae; Streptophyta; Magnoliopsida; Cucurbitales; Cucurbitaceae
Exons: 5
Coding region: 1-5367 (1788 amino acids)
Molecular function (GO): RNA-DNA hybrid ribonuclease activity; nucleic acid binding
Source: RefSeq, a predicted model, not a curated record